This is a messenger RNA of Mytilinidion resinicola, 1293 nucleotides long. RefSeq names its product MFS transporter, MCP family, solute carrier family 16, member 6. Gene Ontology annotation, molecular function: transmembrane transporter activity. The transcript is spliced from 4 exons. Gene Ontology annotation, biological process: transmembrane transport. The record is from RefSeq and is a predicted model, not a curated record. Lineage: Eukaryota; Fungi; Ascomycota; Dothideomycetes; Mytilinidiales; Mytilinidiaceae. The coding region runs from base 1 to 1293 and encodes 430 amino acids.
AUGGGCAAAGAUACAGAAAACUACGCACCGUCCCCUACGGACGAAGUUAUCGUUAAUCCGGAUUCCGCACUCGAAGACUGUUCGCCAGAACCCACGGACACAAUUCCUGAGGGAGGGUAUGGUUGGGUCAUCGUUGCUUGCGUCUUCGCUAUCAACGGCUUCACUUGGGGCGUAGUAGCUUCGUACGGUGUCUUCCUUGCUUACUAUCUUUCUCACGAUGUCUUUCAUGGAGCCACUGCACUCGACUAUGCCUUCAUCGGCGGAUUGAAUUUCGGGAUCUCUCUAUUCAUAGCAUCUCCUGUUACGUAUCUCACACGGAUUCUUGGAACUCACAUCCCAAUGCUCAUUGGAAUUGUGCUCCAGACCGGCGGAUUCAUUGCUGCAUCAUUUGCAAAGAAAAUCUGGCACCUAUAUAUAAGUCAGGGCCUUCUCGUCGGACUCGGAGUUGGGUUCAUUUUCAUACCAAGUGUGGGUGUCACCUCCCAAUGGUUCGAAAAGAAGAGAAGCCUUGCCAAUUCAAUCACCAGUGCUGGGUCCGGGGUUGGCGGAAUAAUCGUCGCAUUCGCGACACUGCCCAUGAUCGAGAACAUCUCCCUUGGCUGGGCUCUGCGCAUCAUCGGAAUCAUAAGCGGUACGGUAAACGUGAUUGCCACUUGUCUAAUUCGCAACCGAAAUAAGGUUAUCAAGCCGGCCAUGCAUCCGUUCGACCUCAAACUCCUUCACCAGGGAAACGUUAUCAUUUUACUGUCCUGGGCUUUCUUUAGCAUGCUUGGAUAUAUCAUAAUCAUCUACUCUCUAUCGGAUUUCGCUCGCUCUAUCGGUUUGCCAUCUUCCCAAGCAUCGAUGAUCACGGGCUUCCUCAAUCUAGGGACUGCUGUAGGGAGACCGUGCAUAGGCGUUCUCAGUGACCGCUACGGGCGGAUCAAGGUGGCUGGUCUGACGACCUUCAUCUGCUUUCUAUCAAUCUUCAUGGUCUGGGUCCCCGCAAACUCGUAUGGAAUCACCGUGUUCUUCGCAUUGUUGAGUGGAGCUAUAGUCGGAGUGUUUUGGAUGACUAUCAGCCCCCUAUGCGCGGAAGUGGCGGGACUCACAGAGCUGCCGUCUAUGCUCUCUUUGGCUUGGGCUUCCGUUGUCCUACCGACUACUUUUGCGGAGGUCAUUGGCCUGAAGCUUCGCCGCCCAUAUGCGAAUCGACCUUACUUGUAUCCUCAGAUAUUUGCGGGUAUCUCAUACUUAGCUGCGACUGCCCUUAUGCUUGCGCUAUGGCUGAGGCAUCGUCGAAGAAAGCCAUAA